AGCUGGGUCGGUAACGGCAGAUUCCGGUAAACUAAACAUGAUUUAACGUAUUAACGGGUGUUAACGGGUGAGUGUGUGUUAACAUGGAGCCGGCACACAAAGAGCUGCUGCGGAAACACCUGCUGGAGCUGUCCGGGCAGAUACAGGUCAGCGACACCAUCGUUCCGUUUCUGUUCCAGGAGAACAUCCUGACGGAGGCGCAGGUGCAGCUGAUCCAGUCUCUGCAGACAGAAACACAGAAGAGCAUGAAGCUGCUGCAGCUGCUGCCUGAUCGGGGGCCCCGGGCCUUUCCCGCCCUGCUGAGGGCCCUGGAUGACUACAGCUGGGUCCGAGACAAGCUGCUGCUGGAGCUGCAGGACUCACCUGGGCACGAGACAGGUCUGUGGUCUCCUCCAGACUCGGUCCUGCAGCAGGUUCCUUCAGACCGGGUUUUGUCCCGCUUGGCGUCUCGUCUCGGUUCGGAGGCCGAGGCGGUUCUGCUGGAUCUGGGUCUGACAGCAGAGUCCUGGUUCCGGUGUCGGUCCGAUAAUUCGCUGAGCGCUCACGGAGCCACGCUCGCCGCUCUGUUGCUAUGGAGACGAGCCGAAGGGAGGAAAGCCUCGGUCCAGAGACUCCUGCAGAGUCUGGAGGCUGCUGGAGUCCACCGGUCCGUCCUGAAGGAGGUUCAGGAUCGGGACUGA
Molecule: messenger RNA, 680 nt
Organism: Scomber japonicus (chub mackerel)
Lineage: Eukaryota; Metazoa; Chordata; Actinopteri; Scombriformes; Scombridae
Gene: cradd
Product: CASP2 and RIPK1 domain containing adaptor with death domain
Exons: 2
Coding region: 84-680 (198 amino acids)
Biological process (GO): regulation of apoptotic process; signal transduction
Cellular component (GO): CBM complex
Molecular function (GO): death domain binding; protease binding
Source: RefSeq, a predicted model, not a curated record